Molecule: messenger RNA, 980 nt
Organism: Parathielavia appendiculata
Lineage: Eukaryota; Fungi; Ascomycota; Sordariomycetes; Sordariales; Chaetomiaceae
Exons: 1
Coding region: 324-638 (104 amino acids)
Source: RefSeq, a predicted model, not a curated record
UCCAACCCAAUUCCAGAGAGACCCAAGCCCUGCUCCGCGAGCUAGAAACUCACGCUUCCAUCCGCUUCUAUACCUCAUAAUCACUCAAUAAUUAACCGAGGCGAAAAUGUCCGCCUCCUCACCUUUGCUCUGAGACAGCGACAGUUCCCGCAACCCCGCCAACACCACAACCACUGGCAGCAAGGCCCCGUCCCCUCGCCUCUCGCCAAAGGCCUCGUCACUUCUCUCGGCGUCAGCCGCUUCGCCUUCGGGGUUGCUACCUCGCCCCGACCCUGACCUUCCGCUUGUUUGGUGUAUCGACCUUGCCAGCCGAUGGAGCCCUUAUGACGCGCUUCUUCGGUGUGCGGGAGAUGGGCGGCUGGCUCUUGCUCGCAGAGCGCAGCGCCGAAUCCGCCAGGCGGCGUAGUAGUGGUGCAGUGGCAUAUCCCAGCGCCGCGACGGCGCAGCUUGUGCGCGGCGAGCAAGAGGUUCGUCGGGCGAUCUGGCUUAAUGUCGCCACCGACAGCAUGGAUGCGCUGACUCUUGCCGCUGUGUUUAUGCAGGGCUCGCUGAUGGAUGGGGUGGUGCUUGUCAAGAUUCUUGGGGCGGCUUUGGUUAUGGUCGCUGCCGUGUUGGAGACGGCUUGGGCGUACCCGUGACUCUGACAUAGCGUGGGUCUGUACAAAUACUCCGAUUGCGGGUUUGUUGCCAUUCUGAGGCCGUCGAGGUUGGUGUCAUACGUACCGUAUGAUAAGGCGAGGUUUGCAGGGCGAAAAUGCCCGUGCCUCGAAUCUCUGAAGUGUUGCUCUAUAAUUAAGUGAUCACUCUGUCGUAGUGUCCAAGGCCCCUGUCUCGCCGUCUCUUACGAGAGGACCCUUGGAAACUACUAUAACAAUAAGUUCACUAGCCUUACAACAGUACAGAAUCCUAGUCGACUUGGAAGGGUCACACAUGUAGAAACACAGUCAGGAUGGAUUCAUCUGCUGUUCGCACAUCCAUAC